AAAAAAAAAAAAAAAAGUUACAAAGAGAAAAUCAGGUGGAAGCUUGACUGAGUGCCCUCAUAUUUUAGAUUAGAUCUAAGAGUGGAGAUUAUACGAAGUUCGCGGCUACGUCAAGCCGUCAAUGCUUGUUUUAAUUUUUUAAUUUUCGUUGAGCUUUUUUCUUUUACGCUGCACCCCCUUGCUCUCUAUCCCCCAUUUUAAGCGUACUGUAAAUUCUCCGGCUUCUGAGCUUUCUUUCCUCCAUUGAUACAUUUUCUGAGGUUCAAAGACUAUACUUUGUGUUUGCUGCUAUAUGGUAUAAGAAACUUAUUGCUACUUGUGAUACAUAGGAGAAAAGAGAGUUUACUAUGUCGAGUAAAAAGGAAGAGAAAGCACAAGCUGCAGCUGACAGAAUAAAAGCUGCAGCAUUGUCUGCUGCAAAAGGUCUCAGCCGAGCCCAAGCUGAGAGAGCAGCGACUGCUGCGGCCAGAAAUGUUAAUGCUUAUGGACAGAAGGAAGAGGGGCCUAGCAGAUGGCAAGAGAGGAAGGAAGCUAAAAGACAGAUGUACUUGAUGAGUACUGAGAAGGCAGUGAGGUUGGGUGAGAGAAAGGAUCUGAAGACCAAUGUCUCCGCUGUAGGAGGGGCUGCUUCUCAAUGUCAAAAAUGUUUUCAACCAGGGCAUUGGACUUAUGAAUGCAAAAAUGAGAGGGUGUAUAUCUCACGCCCCUCCAGGAGCCAGAUCCUCAAGAACCCUAAACUAAGGCAGAAGUUGAUGGAAUCUUAUAAUGAGGAUAAUCCUGAUAUUAAACGGGAAGAGAUGGAGGAGGAAGAGAAGAAGGUCGGGAAGGUAGAGAAGAAUGACAAGCGAAAGAAGAAGAGUAAGAGGAAACACAAGUCAGAUACAGAAUCUAGUAGUGAUGCUUCAGAAUCUGAUUCUGAUAGCAGGUCUUCAGCUUCUGGGUCGGAUUACUCAUCAUAUAGUGCUUCGAGCUACAGUUCCUCAUCAGAUUCAGAAGAUGAGAGGAGUAGGAAGAGGAGAAAUAAAAAACAGAAGGGUCGACGCAAGAAGUACAGUUCUUCAUCUGAAUCAUCAGAUCCUGACUCCAGCUCAGAUUCUGAUUCAGGCAAGAAUCGAAAGAGUAAGAAGAAGCACAGCCGCAGGCGCUAGAGAUGAGGUAGCUGUUUGUUGAUAAUGCUGGACUCUUUCCAAUGUUUUCUUCAAGCCCUUCGAGAGUUUUGCUAUCAUGCAUCUACUUCUCCUUUCCAGUAUUUUAGAGAGUGAUUACAAUAUACAUAUACUCCGUGUGUUGGAAUUUGUAUCUUUAAAUUCUUCCUCAUGUUGAAUCUACUUUGGAUUUUGAGCUAUGCUUCGUGCAUUUUACUGAUGAGUUGUAGUAGUAAACUCUCUUUGAUUUAGCGAUACUUGGAUGUGAUGCUUUUGAAUUGUAGCUGUUUGUUUAAGUUUGCA
Messenger RNA from Chenopodium quinoa (quinoa), 1448 nucleotides. Its product is annotated as zinc finger CCHC domain-containing protein 10-like. The coding region runs from base 348 to 1148 and encodes 266 amino acids. The transcript has 2 exons. Gene Ontology annotation, molecular function: zinc ion binding; nucleic acid binding. The record is from RefSeq and is a predicted model, not a curated record. Lineage: Eukaryota; Viridiplantae; Streptophyta; Magnoliopsida; Caryophyllales; Amaranthaceae.